This is a messenger RNA of Trichobilharzia regenti, 686 nucleotides long. The record is from the annotation of a GenBank genome assembly. Lineage: Eukaryota; Metazoa; Platyhelminthes; Trematoda; Strigeidida; Schistosomatidae.
AUGCACUUAAAGCAAGGAGAUCCAAAGCCAGAAUUUCGCUCUGACCGUUUAACUCUCAUUGGAUAUAGGUUUUGCCCUUAUGUUGAUCGAGUUAAACUGAUUACUGGACCAACCUAUAUGCUGUUGAGUAGUCCUCAAAUAUCUGAUGGGGAUGUUGCACAUUAUUGGGAAGCAUGCAGUAAGCUAAACGAUGCAAUUAAAGGUCCAUAUUUCGCCGGUCACGAUUUAAGCCUAGCCGAUCUACUCAUCUUUCCACAUUUACAAAGAUUUGAAACUAUUGUCGGACGAAUCAACGGGAAAGACUUGAAUAAUAUUGGUGAAUUGAAUGGAAACGAUGAACUACGCGCUAAAUGGCCUAAAUUGACAGGAUAUUUAGACGCAAUGAGAAAGAAAUCAUUUGUUGCUGAAAGUGUUGCAUCAUGUCAACUUAUUGCUCGUUUUGUGAAUAAUAAACAUCAGGGUAAAGAUGAUCCUGAUAUAGAAUGAAUGAAUGAAUGAAUGGAGUUUGUAAAUUGAAGCGGAAUUCAAAGUCAACUUUGCUCAUUUGAUUGAUAUUGUUAUCAUGACUGUGGAUGGUUUAUAUUUUUGUAGUUGUAGUAGCUCAACACUUUUCUAUUGAUGUUAUGCUAUUUAUCCUUUCUAUGUGUGCUCUGUGUGAAUAAAUAUAAUUUUUGCUUUCUACUAAA